Myxocyprinus asiaticus (Chinese sucker) is the source of this 993-nucleotide messenger RNA. Its product is annotated as trace amine-associated receptor 13c-like. Gene Ontology annotation, cellular component: membrane. Gene Ontology annotation, biological process: G protein-coupled receptor signaling pathway. The transcript has a single exon. The record is from RefSeq and is a predicted model, not a curated record. The coding region runs from base 1 to 993 and encodes 330 amino acids. Lineage: Eukaryota; Metazoa; Chordata; Actinopteri; Cypriniformes; Catostomidae. Gene Ontology annotation, molecular function: trace-amine receptor activity.
AUGAAUUUUACAGCAGUGAACCAAACUGAUGACUGUCUGGAAUUUUCCUGUCCAGAGAGAUCUGUUUCUUUUCCUGUCUAUGUGUUCAUUUAUGUGGCUGCAGCAGCUGUGGUUCUUCUGACCGUGUGUGGAAACCUGCUGGUCAUCAUCUCUGUUAGUCACUUCAAGCAGCUCCACACACCUGCUAAUAUCCUCAUCCUCUCUUUGGCUGUGUCUGAUUCCCUAGUUGGAAUUUCUGUGAUGCCAUUUCAUUUGAUUUGGCUGAUUGAGUCAUGUUGGAUCUCUGGACCAAUUUUUUGCUCUAUAUUCCAUUUUGUAACUUUUCAGGUGACUUGUGUUUCUGUUCACACUGUGGGUCUAAUAGCAGUUGAUCGUUUUUUUGCAUUAAGUUAUCCAUUUGUAUACUCUGAGAAAAUCUCUCCCACUGUGAUCUACAUAGCAACUUUGUUUAACUGGAUGUUUUCACUCAUUUAUAACUUCACUAUUCUUUUUAUUAAUGGAAACUUCACUGAUUUAAUGUGUCCAGGAGAAUGUCGUUAUAUCAUAGAUGAGGUGUCAUCUCUCAUUGAUCUCCUGGUUGUGUUUCUUAUUCCAUGUACGCUUAUUAUUAUAUUAUACACACAUGUGUUUUUCAUUGCUAAGAAACAUGCAAUCGCUAUAAGAGCUCUUCAAGUUCACAACAACACCGAACCCUUUAAAAAUCUAAUGAGUGACUCCAUGAAAUCAGAACGUAAAGCUGCAUUAGUGCUCUGCAUUCUGGUGUCUGCCUUUCUGAUGUGUUUACUGCCGUAUUAUAUUUAUUCUUUGAUAAUUCAGUUCACAAAUGCUGACUUGUUAUAUGCUAAAGAUGUUACUAUAAUGAUAUUUCUUCUGAACUCCUCCAUUAAUCCUAUAAUUUAUGCUUUAUUCUAUCCCUGGUUUCAGAGAUGUCUAAAAUUAAUUGUCACUUUUAAAGUGUUUUACAAAGACUCUUCUCUGAUAAAUGUCCUGUAA